GGUGUCGCGUGGGCAAUGUUCGCCCUCAUGGGGAUGAGAUUCAUGAGGUCCAGAAAGUUCAUGCCAGCAGGUUUGGUCACCCUCGUUUCCCUCAUGGUAGCAACCGUGUACACCACUCGUCUGUCUCGACGAAAGCAUAUCUGAUCACGUAUUCUGAGUGAGAGCGCCGUUGUAGACCCCGUGUGACGUGAAAUGAAUACGCUUCCAAAAUCGACCUGGCUGCCACAAAGAUGUGCAUCCGAGCAUUCCUUUUCUUCAUCUCCAUCCAGCAUGCCGUCGACCCUCGCCUACAUCAUCCUGAUUGCAUGCGCGAUCACGGGUGUCACUGCUCAGUUCGGCGGCUUCUUCCAAAACAACUUUCAAUUCCAUAAUCCAUUCCACCAGCAUGAGGAUCGCACUCCACAUCGCCAACACAAAGGUUGGACAGAGAUGGAGCAAACGUCGUGCGGUGCUGGCUACCUCUGUCCUGGAUCCUUAGCCUGUGUGUCUACACCGGCAGACUGUCCUUGUCCGUACCCCGAGGACAUCAAAUGCAUCCUCCCAGACCCUAGAGAACGAGAUGAAGGAGAAGGCCCACCUUUUGUUUGCGUCAGAGGCUCAUGUGACGAAGUCAACGCAUUCUCCAAGAAGAUAUAGAAUGCAUCAAUAGACUGGAAACUCUGGAUCUACAUCACGACUCCACGCGACUAGCCCUCCUCUCAGAUCUUUCACCGUACCUCCUGCUUCCUGUACUUUCUCCGCGGCGAGAAGCGAGUCAUUUCCCUG
Kockovaella imperatae is the source of this 765-nucleotide messenger RNA. RefSeq lists its product as hypothetical. The record is from RefSeq and is a predicted model, not a curated record. Lineage: Eukaryota; Fungi; Basidiomycota; Tremellomycetes; Tremellales; Cuniculitremaceae. The coding region runs from base 193 to 636 and encodes 147 amino acids. The transcript has 6 exons.